AACUGAAUCAGUGAAUCCUUAGGCAAAUAAUGGGCCUCACGGAGAAGAAAUCAUCAGGCUCAGUAUCAGGAAGAAGCCACUCGCGUUGGAAGAUGAACAGACGGGUGUGUCAGUGAAGCGAUAGAGAGUCGCUCAAUGGGGUUGGACAGAGGGAUUCGCUGCAUUCACAUGAGGGAAAACGGAAAAGUGAAGAAAUUCGAAGAAGAUUGCAAUGAAACAAUGCAGAUUUCUUGCGUGUAUGACGAAGCAUUGCAGGAAGAAAGGGAAAAACUGAGCAGUUAUACUUUAUACUUCAAUUGGGACUGAUGAAGGUUCUUCUCCGUUUCAAAAGGAUGUAUUAACUAUAUUAUUCUUCAGACUAAUGAAGAUUCAUCUCCUUCGAGUGAAGCAAGUGAAUCCAAACUGAAGCAUAAACAUGACGGGCCUGCGUUUUGGAGUUUUUAGCAUUUCUGGGAGCUCAAUUCGAUUCCAAGCAAAGAAGGUCUUGGAAAAUUCUGGCCGCGGGAUCGCAAGGCUUCGCUGCUCUCAUGUUUUUCAUCUCGACUGCAUUGGAUCAGCAUUUAACGCAGCGGGUGUUAUGCAAUGCCCUAUUUGCCAAUACACAGAGGAUGGGGAGUGGAGAUUUUCUGAUGAAGGCAUUGACAAUCAAGAUGUUCAAGCUCUACCUUUGACUGAAAUGCUGCCACAUGGAGCCCAAGUUAUGCAGAAUCAUGGAUGGGAGCACAACCCACCAUUGAUACGGACAAAUUGGGGGAUAGUAGGACAACCUAUUAUACCGAGUGGGGUUGUCAUCCCCACUCAUUAUCUCCCCAACCAGUUCGGGUUCCAUUCACUGGGUGGCCACCAUCCUCUCUUCGAUGGUGGCUACUACAUCACUCCUAGAAGCGGUGUGAUCCAUGGCGGGUCAGUCCACGUCGCAACUUGGUGGGUGUCGCAGGUGGUGGGGCCGGUGGUGGUGAAUUACAUAUGGCACCCAUAUUAGGAGUGCUACAAAAUGCAGACCAGAUUGAAAUUGUCCCAGGAGACAACUGUUUUUGAAGAUCUUGUUAUUGUAUAGGGCAUUUCUACAGGUCUUGUAUUUGAAGUAAUUUCUGCUCUCUGUUUCAAGUGUAAAUGUACAAUGCACUUUUUCUUCAUCAGAUUAUUAUGUAUAGUGUUUACAGUGA
Molecule: messenger RNA, 1166 nt
Organism: Tripterygium wilfordii
Lineage: Eukaryota; Viridiplantae; Streptophyta; Magnoliopsida; Celastrales; Celastraceae
Exons: 8
Coding region: 416-982 (188 amino acids)
Molecular function (GO): ubiquitin-protein transferase activity
Source: RefSeq, a predicted model, not a curated record